This is a messenger RNA of Cicer arietinum (chickpea), 1607 nucleotides long. Its product is annotated as 12-oxophytodienoate reductase 1-like. NCBI's taxonomy places the organism in Eukaryota, Viridiplantae, Streptophyta, Magnoliopsida, Fabales, Fabaceae. The record is from RefSeq and is a predicted model, not a curated record. Gene Ontology annotation, molecular function: oxidoreductase activity; FMN binding.
CAAAUUAUCAUCAUUAAAAAAAUUGUUGAGUAGAAAAUUCUUGAAACAAUUUGUUGUAUCCAACUUGUUACUUUUUAGCACAUAAUAAUUUACACAUGCAAAUGUAAAUACACCCCUUCUUAUUGUUGUAUUGUGUUGUUGAACAUAAUAAUCAACCAAACCAAGAAAUGGAAAUGCCAGCUACUUUCAAUGUUGAUCCUAUUCCUCUUCUUACUCCUUACAAGAUGGGAAAAUUCAAUCUAUCCCACAGAGUUGUUUUGGCACCAUUGACUAGACAAAGAUUCUACGACAAUGUUCUUCCUCAUGUUGCUCUAUAUUACUCUCAAAGGACUUCUCAUGGAGGUCUUCUCAUAGCUGAAUCAGCUGGUGUCUCUGAAACCUCUUUAGGGUAUCCAAACACAGCGGGAAUUUGGAGAAAAGAUCAAAUCGAAACUUGGAAACCCAUUGUGGAUGCUGUUCAUGCCAAACACGGUAUAUUCUUUUCUCAGAUUUGGCAUGCUGGAAGGGUUUCAAAUUCAGGUUAUCAACCAUUUGGACAGGCACCAAUUUCUUCUACUAACAGGCGACUCACGCCACAAAUUCGAAGCAACGGCAUUGAUAUAGCGCAAUUCGCAUCUCCCAGACGCCUAAGGACCGAUGAAAUUCCUCUUAUUAUCAAUGAUUUCAGACUUGCUGCAAGGAAUGCCAUUCUUGCUGGAUUUGAUGGGGUUGAGAUACAUGGGGCUCAUGGCUACCUAAUUGAGCAAUUUAUUAAAGAUAAAGUGAAUGAUCGAACUGAUAAAUACGGUGGAAACCUUGAGAAUCGUUGUCGAUUUGCUUUGGAAAUUGUUGAAGCUGUUGUGAAUGAGAUAGGAGCAGAAAGAGUUGGAAUUAGACUAUCACCUUUUGCAGAAUAUGGAGAAUGUGGAGACUCAAAUCCUGAAGAAUUGGGGCUUUAUAUGGUUAAUGCUUUAAAUAAAUAUGGUAUUUUGUACUGUCACGUGGUGGAACCAAGAAUGAAAACUAUUAGUGAAAAAGUUGAAAGCUUUCAAUGUUUGAUGCCAAUGAGAAAGGCCUUCAAGGGUACUUUUAUAGUUGCAGGAGGUUAUGACAGAAAAGAUGGGAUCAAUGCCAUAGCUGAAAACAGGGCUGAUCUUGUUGCUUAUGGUCGUUUGUUCAUAGCUAAUCCAGAUUUACCUAAGCGAUUCGCGCUCGAUGCUCCUCUCAAUAAGUAUAAUCGGGAGACAUUUUACACUUCUGAUCCGGUUAUUGGUUAUACAGACUACGCAUUUCUUGAAUGAUGAAAACAAUGUUGUAUCCUUCAAGGACCCUCGUGAUUCGGAGACUUUGCGACCAUCGGACUUGCAUAAUGGGAUGGAAGUUCGCCUUGGUCUAUCGAAGGGCCAGUCUGCCAAAGGUUUAUAUAAGGAAAUGGCUCAAGGAACCAGCAUGUUUUUUUUGUUCAAACUUCUUGUUGUAUUUUCCUACAUUAAUCGCUAUACAGAUUUUUAGUUCCAGAUUUCUGAUUCACUAAAAUCUUGUCCAAACCAAGUUGGCAUUUGUCUAAAUCCACACUGAUCAUUUUAUUUGCUUUUGCAAAAAAAAAAAAAAACGUAAUAUUCGUACAA